UCUCAGACAACCAAAACAAAAUAGUCCUAGCACUAGUAGCAAAGCGAUGGAAUUUGAUAAGAAGCAGCAAUUGCAAAAGCACUUUGUGCUAGUGCACGGUGCCUGCCAUGGAGCUUGGUCCUGGUACAAGCUCAAACCACUUCUCGAGUCCGCAGGCCAUCGGGUCACCGCACUUGACCUCUCGGCCUCUGGCAUAAACACCAAAAACCUACAAGACCUUCGUACAUUUCACGACUAUACCCGACCAUUGUUGGAGCUCAUGGCUUCCCUUCCUCAGCACCAAAGAGUCAUUCUGGUUGGCCACAGCCUCGGGGGUCUGAACAUAGCUUUGGCUGCAGACAAGUACCCGGAGAAGGUCUUAGCUGCCGUUUUCUUGGCUGCUUUCAUGCCAGAUUCUGUACAUGCGCCAUCGUAUCCUCUGGAUAAGUAUGUGGAGCGGACCUCAGCAGAAGCAUGGUUGGACACAGAAUUUGAACCCUAUGGUAGCCCAGAGGAACCAACUGGAACUUCAUUCUUUUUCGGGCCACAGUUCUUGGCUACCAAACUUUACCAACUCUCCUCCACAGAGGAUGUGGAGUUGGCUAAACUGUUAGCCAGACCAAGCUCGUUUUUUCUUCAAGAUUUGUCAAAUGCUAAGCCUUUUUCCAAGGAGGGUUAUGGAUCAGUUGAGCGAGCUUAUAUCAUAUGCGCUGAGGAUAAAGGAAUACCGCAAAAUUUUCAACGUUGGCUAAUAAAAAACAAUGGGGUGUCGACGGUAGAGGAGAUAAGUGAUGCAGACCACAUGGCGAUGCUUUCCAAGCCCCAGAAACUUUGUCAAGUGCUGCAGCAGAUCGCAGAUCAGCACGCAAGCUAGUUCUAAUAACCUGCCCUGAUUGGAUGUUGGAUGUUGGAUGUUGGAAACAACUUCUCGUAGUGUUUCUGCUUUAUAGAUAAACAACUUGAUCACAUGCGACAAGUUUGCAACAGCACUCGAGUCUGGUCUUAUCCAACGUUGUAUAGAUGGUGCUCUGGGAAGAGGGCAAGAACGGUUGUAGGAACCGACCGUUAUUGAAAUUUCAUGGUCAAGAUUUGAUCGAAAAUAAUUGUAAAAUUCAGAUUUCAUCUUC
Coffea eugenioides is the source of this 1106-nucleotide messenger RNA. RefSeq names its product salicylic acid-binding protein 2-like. Gene Ontology annotation, biological process: jasmonic acid metabolic process; salicylic acid metabolic process. Gene Ontology annotation, molecular function: methyl jasmonate esterase activity; methyl indole-3-acetate esterase activity; methyl salicylate esterase activity. Lineage: Eukaryota; Viridiplantae; Streptophyta; Magnoliopsida; Gentianales; Rubiaceae. The record is from RefSeq and is a predicted model, not a curated record. The transcript has 3 exons. The coding region runs from base 47 to 853 and encodes 268 amino acids.